Messenger RNA from Impatiens glandulifera, 616 nucleotides. Its product is annotated as putative glycine-rich cell wall structural protein 1. The coding region runs from base 30 to 500 and encodes 156 amino acids. The record is from RefSeq and is a predicted model, not a curated record. The transcript has a single exon. Lineage: Eukaryota; Viridiplantae; Streptophyta; Magnoliopsida; Ericales; Balsaminaceae.
CAAAAACAUUUUCCUUCACACACAACACAAUGAAACCCUUUACUAUUUUUCUCAUCAUCUUUUUCCUAAUCACCAUCUCACUAAUUUCUUCUUCUGCAACCAGAUCACAACCAAAGGAUCAUCAUGAUACCACCAGCAAAGGCGGCGGCGGCGGUGGUGGCGGUGGAGGUGGAGGUGGUGGAGGGUUCUUUGGACCCGGAAAUGGUUUCAAUAUACCCGGGUUCGGUAACGGGUGGGGAAGUGGCGGGGCGGGUGGUGGUGGUGGUGGUGGGUAUGGAGCUGGGUAUGGUGGGCCAAGUGGAGGAGGAGGGUACUCGAAAGGUGGGAUUGUGAGGACGACCCUUGAAUGCAAGGAGAAGGGACCUUGUUUUAAGAAGAAGCUGACGUGUCCGGCCAAGUGUUUCUAUUCUUAUAGCCAUUCCGGCAAGAAUGGCGGCGGCGGUGGCGGCGGAGGCGGUUGCACGAUUGACUGCACCAAAACUUGUACUGCUUAUUGCUAGCUAAUUAAAUCAAUGUGGACUAGCUACUACUUAUCAUAAUUAAGCAAUAUGUUGCUUAUUACCACUAUGUUUUUUAUAAUUAAGUCAUGUAGAAUGGUUUUAAGUAAUAUCUGAUC